UGGUAUAUCAAUACUUUUUUAAUAGGCAACUACCAUUGUACUCAGGGAACUCUUGGCAUGCAGAAUUAUGGCUCACCAAAUCAGAACAGUACUUAUGGUGGAAAUGUUAGUGGAUAUUCUGUAGUAGGUAGAAUGAGUGGACAAACAUCUGUGACUGGUACACAGGGUUACAAUGCUGGUCCUGGUACAACUAGCAGUUAUAUGAAUUCUCAGUAUGGAAGCACUGGCCCUCCUUCUAGUACAGGUUAUGGGAUGAAUAAUAUGAUGCCUCCUCCAGCACAGUAUCCUAAGGGAAGUACUGGUCCACCAGGUGCUGCACAAGCAGCAGCCCAGGCUGCAGUAAUAGCAGCUGCAAGUUCUGCUACUAUGAGAUCUCCAGUAUAUUUAAGACAGCAUUUACAGCAAAAAAUGUAUGGUGGUAAUUAUGGCAAUAUGCAAUCUCAAGCAGGCACUCAAGGAUUUAUAGCAGGAGGUGCAAUGACUGGAGCUGCAGGUCCUCCCACAGUUAUGCCAGAAUCAUCUCCAAUGCCUCCACCAGCAGCAAGUACGCCAUCUGCACAACCGUUAAGUCAAAUUUCUGCCAUGCCUCCCACUUCAAUGGGACUUGGUAAUGUCUCUAAUUGUGACAAUGCAUCAAACUCAGCAUCAGUUGGGGCACAAGGAUUCACACAAACUUCUGCUCCUUCCACAGGUAUUAGUUGCUAUUUUUAUAUAUGAUACUUCAUCAUAAUAUUCAGGUUGCUGUGUUUAAAAAUUGGAAUGUGCUUUUAAAUCAUUUUACUUUUAAUUAAAUAUGAAAACAUUAAGCUGGCAAUAAUGAU
This is a messenger RNA of Centruroides sculpturatus (bark scorpion), 821 nucleotides long. Its product is annotated as collagen alpha-2(I) chain-like. The record is from RefSeq and is a predicted model, not a curated record. The coding region runs from base 58 to 717 and encodes 219 amino acids. The transcript has a single exon. NCBI's taxonomy places the organism in Eukaryota, Metazoa, Arthropoda, Arachnida, Scorpiones, Buthidae.